AUGAAAGGAUUAAAUUUAGACGAAAAAUUUUGUGCAUUAAAAGAAUUCGCAAGUGAUGAUAUUGCUGAUGCAUUGAUGAAAUUAAAUGUUCCAUAUGGAGGAUUCUUGCCCGAUAUUGUAAUGUAUGGACCAGAAAGACAAGCAGGUAAUACUAAGCUUAUUGGUCCCGCAUAUACAAUUAAGACCGUACUUCGCACUGACACAACUUCACCAAGACCAAAGCAACACUUUGCUGAUGCAGCGCCACCAGGCAGUGUAGUAUUUGUUUCCGUGCCACCCAACACGGUGAAUGCAGCUUGGGGAGGAUUAAUGACUGCACGCGUCAAAGCCAAGGGAGCAAAUGGAAUCGUUGUUGAUGGUCGUAUCCGAGAUUUAGCCGAAAUUCGUGAAGAAGGCAUACCAGCAUUUGCUAAAGGAACGUCAAGUUUAUCAGCCAAGGAUUUUAUUCGUCCAACGGCAUUAAACCAUCCUGUAACCCUUAAUGGCAACUAUGAUCCACCUAUAGUUAUUAGACCUGGAGAUAUUAUAUUUGGAGAUUUAGACGGUGUCAUUUGUAUUCCUCGAAGACUAUUGGAUACGGUUAUUGAAAUGUGUAAAGUUAACAAGAAGAUUGAUGCGGGAUUGAAAGAGCAAGUAAAAAAAGGAAUUUCUUUGGUUGAAAUAUUUGCUAUGUAUAGAAUUAAGUGGGCAAAAGAUGAUGAUGAUCAUCCAGCUUCUUGGGGAAGUUAA
This is a messenger RNA of Funneliformis geosporum, 729 nucleotides long. The record is from the annotation of a GenBank genome assembly. NCBI's taxonomy places the organism in Eukaryota, Fungi, Glomeromycota, Glomeromycetes, Glomerales, Glomeraceae.